Molecule: messenger RNA, 2162 nt
Organism: Amoebophrya sp. A25
Lineage: Eukaryota; Dinophyceae; Syndiniales; Amoebophryaceae
Source: the annotation of a GenBank genome assembly
AGAUGAGUAGAGGACCCACAAGAUAGGCUGGCGAUAUUAAUAGUACAACAAAAAAUAUUGUGUCUUUUGAAUCAAUUUUUAGAUUGAAGUAGGAGUAGUUCUUUCUUGUGUUUGAAACUCUAUCCACCCAAUAUUAAAACAACAUCUUCAUCUUCGAUCCAUCAAGAAUGCUAGAAACAACCACCACUGCUGCACUGUCCUCCGCAGCAACAGCAUUGUCCUCUGUUCCCGGGCUCUCGUCUCGUACCGCAGCCGUAUGCUGUAGUCGUUCUGCUUGCACGACAGGAGCUGUUGCCGCAAAAGUCCUGAGAGUGGGCACGUCUCCCGCGUCCUCCUCGACCUCUAGUACGCACCAUGGAGACCUACAACUCAAGAAUCCAGGACCCUGGACGACAAGCAGCCUGGGAACAAACCUUCUUCAGGGAAAUUUGAACUCAAAGUCUACUCCGACUAGCAGUUUAUUCAGAUCUUCUGCAACCAGAGUGGUCUCCAACAACAUCAACCAGCUUCAACAUGACCAUCAGCAUCAGAGGAGUAGUGUCCUCUACCACCAACAGCAGGCAAUGGCGAGUGGCGUCCUUUUCCACCAACAGAAGCAGCAACAGAACUACCAGAAGACAAGUAGCUGCUCAAGUAAUUCAUCAACGUACCUUCAGCUUCAACACCAGAGAACAUUCGCAACCUGCUACUCAUUGCUGAAGCGUAAUCGUGUUCCAUUCGUGGACUUCGAAACCGCCUAUCCCAAAAAUGCCAAUCCUCUUCCGCCAGUGCAAGUUUUCACACCCUUCACUUUUACGAAACAGCGGAAACUCCUUAAGCUGCUGGAAGAAUACCCCCAGACUACGUUUCGUUAUGGUAUAAAACUAGUCCUCGUUACUCAUUUCGAUUGCAUUUUUUUCAGUGGAGCUACGUAAUGAGUCUGAGCCUAGUACAGGCUAAAAAAUUGCAAUUGCUCUGCACCUCUUUAUUUUCUCAAGAAUGAGGAACCUACACUUCAUCCUGUUCUGUUCAGAAAAGGUCUCCUUUUUUUCUUGAUACUUUUCAGCUGCGUUCUAUUUUUCGAUAAGCCCAAUUAUUAGUAUACAUAGGAUUCCUCUUCUCUAUUUUGUUCGUACGAAAGCAAUAUCCUCUAAUCCUUUGGUCGAGUGGUAAGACAACUAUCUAGGCCGCAUAUCAAGCAUGCUGGAAGAAACGUCGAUGGCCAGAUGCUUGUCAGGCAUCGAGGUGGCGGUGCGCCUCGACGUAUGCGACUUGUUGACUUUACGGUAGUGUGACUUACUUUUAAGGAAAUCUAUGAAGACUUACUUAUCAACGACUUACGCUUACCUAAGAAAAGGGCUAGCGCUAGUGUAACUAUAAGUCCUUGAAUUACUCCACUACAAUUUCGAACAUUCACCUUUCAUCUCUUAAAUGAUGUUAAUGGUGGUGUGACAGCGUUUCAAACGAUAUAACACUAACAGGACCAUUGUCAGACUAUGAAGAAAGGAAAGAGUGUACUCAUACUCAAGAAAUUAGCUAGAACCUCCUGAUGGCGAAAGUGCCUAAUUUUCGGAGCAGGAUGAGUACACUUUUUCUUGUCAUAGUCUGACAAUGGUCUUGUUUUAUCGUUUGAAAUGCAAAUGCUUAGUACUAUGCAUGGUAUAACGUUAGAUCGACCACUUUUCUAAGUACUACAAGCGAGGAAGGAAAGACAUUCCGGCAACAGUUUUGCGCAUAGAGUACUGUCCCGGACGCUCAGCGCACGUAGCGUUGGUCCAAUACGAGGAUGGGGUAUUCAUUAUAAGUACAAUGUUGUAUGAGCUUGGAGAUAUUGAGCUCGAUGCAAGAGCGGUACUGGUGUCGUGGUAAGUUGGAGUACUAGUAUUUUGUUUUGAAGACCGUCACGGCGUCGUUGAAGAAUGAUUCUAGAAUGACCUAGUAUGGUCGUUAUGCCCAUGUCGCUAAUAGAAGGAAAGUGGUGUUCGGCAUUUUAUUAACGUGAUCUACUUCACCUCCCUCAUCUCCAGGUCGUCGCUAAUAGAAGGAAAGUGGUGUUCGGCAUUUUAUUAACGUGAUCUACCAGGUCCUCUCCUACAUCCUGGUCCUCUCCUACAUCUCCAGGUCCUCUCCUACAUCCUGGCGCCACAUGCCAUGAGACCAGGGGACCAGGUCUUAGCCUCUGA